Molecule: messenger RNA, 1101 nt
Organism: Pyricularia oryzae 70-15
Lineage: Eukaryota; Fungi; Ascomycota; Sordariomycetes; Magnaporthales; Pyriculariaceae
Exons: 3
Coding region: 295-822 (175 amino acids)
Cellular component (GO): cytoplasm; nucleus
Molecular function (GO): ATP hydrolysis activity; ATP binding; AMP kinase activity
Source: RefSeq, a predicted model, not a curated record
AUGAAAUUGAAUGAGACCCAUCUUUUCCACCCAAGUGCGGUUCCCUGGUGGUGUCUGGGUUGUGUUUGUUUUCGAGGGGGCCUACGACUAGACAGACAAAAACAUACAACAAAUUCCAUCAUACAAGGAAUUCUCUCAACAUUUAUUAUACAAGAGGAUUCAAGGUUUUUACUAUUCAGUGUUUACGCAACGAUUAGGACUUGAGAUUACUGGGCGUCAAAUCAAACACUCUUCUCUAAAAAGAUUUUAUCACUCCAAGAAACAAUUUUUAACAGUCCUUCAAACAAACAAGUCAUGGCGACAAGAUCUCUGCCAAACAUCAUCGUCACGGGCACGCCCGGGACGGGAAAGACGACACACUGCGAGACGCUGGCGCAACGCACAGGGCUGAGGCACAUAUCGGUCACGCACAUUGUCAAAGACAAGGAGUGCCACGAGGGCUGGGACGAGGAAUAUCAGUCCUGGAUUGUGGACGAGGAUAAGCUCUUGGAUGCGAUCGAGGAUGACGCAAAGGCCGGCGGCUGCAUCAUCGACUGGCAUGCUUGUGACCUGUUUCCCAAAAGCUGGAUUGACCUGGUCGUUGUGCUGAGGGCGGAUUCAGCAACGCAUUAUGAUAGGUUGAAGGCGAGAAACUACCCCGAGAAUAAACUCCAAGAGAACCUGGACUCGGAGAUCAUGGAAGUGCUGCUACAGGAAGCACGGGAUGCCUACGAUGCCGAAAUCGUAGUGGAGCUGCAGAGCAACACGACAGAUGAAAUGGAAGCCAAUGUCGACAGGAUUGAGGCUUGGUUGAGUCAGUGGAAGAAGGACAAUGGCGUCUGAGGCGGUCUUUGAUUAUUUUUUUUCUCCUUCUUUUUUCUAUGCCUCUCCUUUUCUCGUGAUACCCCCCUACAAGCAAGAGUCUCUGGGUGGUGUUUUGUGCCAAAAAUAUAGUGGUUGACAGCUCUAUCUUUUUCGGGGUCCACAGGGGACCGAUUUACCUGCGCCGGGCAUCCAGUUGGGUCUGGGUUUUUUUUUAAGUGGAGCACGGACAGGGGAGACACUAACCCAGAUAAACAAAGGAAUGACGAAAUUUGAUAAGAGUACCAACAACAAAUCGAC